Messenger RNA from Caenorhabditis briggsae, 432 nucleotides. The transcript has 4 exons. Lineage: Eukaryota; Metazoa; Nematoda; Chromadorea; Rhabditida; Rhabditidae. The record is from RefSeq and is a predicted model, not a curated record. Bases 1 to 432 code for a protein of 143 amino acids.
AUGAAAGAGCGUCUUUCAAAACCUAUAAAAUCAUUUCCCCUUGUGAGUUUUGGACCAGAAAUAACUCCAAAUUGGUCUGGCUCCUUCACAGAGUCUGGUUUGGCAUACGCUGAAAUCAAGAAAUCCGUAGAAGUCGGUGACGAGGAUCGUGCCAAAUUCGUCGGAUUCACUCUUGUCAACCUGUCAACACUGUCACCGAUCCGACGGUACAUUGGAGGAGUAGGUGAGAAUGAAUCGUCGCCUCCGUCGACGACAACGACAACGAAUCGGCCGCUACCAAUCGUGUGCGAGCUGUUGACGACAGCGAAAACGACGGAGAUUCGCGAGUGUGCAGCUGACAUUUUGAGGAAUUUGGCAUUCGAUGAUGAAGACACCCAUUUCGACACGGACGACGAGGAGUAUGUCGGUAAUAAAGUGUCAGCCGGCGAAUAG